This is a messenger RNA of Fonsecaea multimorphosa CBS 102226, 738 nucleotides long. RefSeq lists its product as uncharacterized. The coding region runs from base 1 to 738 and encodes 245 amino acids. The record is from RefSeq and is a predicted model, not a curated record. NCBI's taxonomy places the organism in Eukaryota, Fungi, Ascomycota, Eurotiomycetes, Chaetothyriales, Herpotrichiellaceae. The transcript has a single exon. Gene Ontology annotation, molecular function: gamma-glutamylcyclotransferase activity.
AUGACUGGAGUCGAGGAGAAGAUCAUGGACCCACCAACGAAUUCAACUGGCAUCGUUGACCCGGAGGCUGGUGCUGCUGCACCAGCGGAGAACACCCAGGCACAGUCGCAGCCCGCUCAGUCAUCAUUGACUUCAUCUUUCAAACAAUCCGACUUUUCAUGCGUCUAUUUCGGCUAUGGUUCCAACUUGUCGCCACGGACGAUGAAGCAACGAUGUCCCGACUCUCUCUUCAUAGGCAUUGCCGAGCUGAAGGGCUGGAAAUGGAUCAUCAACGAAACGGGAUACGCAAACAUCAUACCUUCUCCGGGGGAUGUCGUGUACGGAAGUCUGUGCUUUCUCAGCAAGAGAGACGAGAUGGCCCUGGACGAAAGCGAGGGGGUGCCCUGGCUGUAUGAAAAGAUGACAUUGGCGGUCACACGGCUUCUAAACGACGUUGACAAGUCGUCUGACUGGGCAGCGGCUGGCGGAGAUAUUCAAGUCCAGGCCACGGUCUAUGUGGACGUGCAGCGGACGACGGUCGGCAACAUAGAGCGUGAGUACGUUAUCUGGGUCAAGAAGGCGAUUGAGGACGGGCACGCCGCGGGGAUGCCGGCGGGAUACGCUGAGAAGUAUCUGCGGCCUUUCCUGCCGACGGACGAGAGGCAGCUGGAAGAUAUCGUGAUGGUGAGGACGACCAGGUUCGGAGAACACAGCGCUGGGCUUGUGCCUCGAGGAUUUGCCAGCUGGUCGAGGGGAUGA